Megalobrama amblycephala (Wuchang bream) is the source of this 771-nucleotide messenger RNA. Its product is annotated as sequestosome-1-like. The transcript is spliced from 3 exons. The record is from RefSeq and is a predicted model, not a curated record. Bases 125 to 433 code for a protein of 102 amino acids. Gene Ontology annotation, molecular function: protein binding. NCBI's taxonomy places the organism in Eukaryota, Metazoa, Chordata, Actinopteri, Cypriniformes, Xenocyprididae.
CUAGCGAGGAGGAGCUAAUGUAAGCUCCACCCAUUUACUCGUCAGCGAGCACCUUCUCACUUCUGGCCAAGUAUUUUCUGCUGCGCAUUCAGAUUGUCGGUUCAAGUCGCUAUUUUUCGCUGCGAUGUCGAUGACAGUGAAAGCUCACCUCAUCGGUAAGGACGGCUCCAACGAGGAGACCCGUUGCUUUGACAUGUUUAAGGGAGACGUAACAAGUUUCAAGUGUCUGAAGAGAAAAGUGUUCAGAGUUUUUCUCUGUCUGGGGGAUUCGCCCUUCCAAAUAUACUAUAAAGAUGAGGAUGGUGACAUGGUCGCUUUCUCCUCUGACGAUGAGCUCAUGAAGGGGUUGGCUCUUGUGAAGGAUGACACCUUCCGUCUCUUCAUCAAGCGUGCUGACCAUGACCGGGAAUGGAAUCCAGCUAAGGACUUCUAAGGACUAGUAAUUUCAUUAAAUAAACACAUUUUUGAAUGCAUACUGUUCCAAUGUUAAUAAAAUAUACAUAUGUACUUUUUAGUUGAGCUUUUUGACAUUUUUUUGUUACUAAAUUAAAUAUAUUAAAGGAACAGUGUUACUAUUUAGUUGUAGUUAUUGUAUUGAUUAGGCAUUUUAGGUUACAUGUUCAAACAAUACACUUGCCAAUCUGUUAUUUUAUGGGUUGCAUCUUUGUUCAUUACUAAGAAAAUGUAUGUCACAAAAUGUACAUACACAUGUUAUAUUGUUGAAGUGUACUGAUGUGUACUAUUGUGUUGUAUUAAACAGUCAAUGAGCAA